AGAGAGAGAGAGAGAGAGAGACGCAGUGACGCGGAAGAAGAGGGAGAGAGAGAGAGAGAGAGAGAAUUGGGAAAGUGAAGAGGAAAAAUGGGUAAAGAAAUUGAAAGCAGUCUUGGUCAGAGCACCAUAAAGGGUACCACCACCAUCACAGAUCAUCAUCAUCAUCAUAUCAUAAAAGCCUUUUUGUUUUCCAAGCACCGCUUGCCUUUUAUAAAUACCCACCACCACCACCACACCUCCCUUACCCUUUUGCCUUUCGAACUUCUACAACUAUUAAAAUAUUAUUUUCAUUAAACAAACUUUGAAAUUCUCUUUAUUCCUUUAUUCAUUUCCCUUCUUCUUCUUCGUCUUCUUCUUUGUUGCUGCCGAUCGAUUUCUUUGAUUUGGUUCCUUUCUCUGUCUGUCUCCAUGAAUCAUCAAACAGGGAUGUUGAACAUCGAUAACAUUGCGUUCUCAUGGGAAUCAAGCCAGCGUGUAGAAGAUGAAUUUCAAAAUUCUCAAAAUGGUAACGUGAUAAUAGACUUGGACCUCAACCAUCCUCCUCUUCUUAACAUGGCUAGAGAUGUUAUACCCACUCCUGAAGUUUGGAGACAAUUUCAACCGCAAACUUCAAAGGAUUUUGGUGGUGUUGAUGAUGAAGUUACUAUAAUCUCUCCAAGGAGAUUUGCUGAGGCAAAGAGCAAUUCAAGGAGAAAUGUUGAGGUGGUAGAUGUGGUUGUCACAGCACCAGAAGUUAAUAUUGGCCAUUCAGAUUUGUCAACAUCAUAUCAUCUUAACUGCAACAAGCGUAGAAAAUUAAAAAAUAAAGCAGUUUCGAAUUGGGAGAAUUACAUGAACUCGGACAACAGUUGCAACAUUCAGACAAAGAAUGUGAACAUUCAUCCCAAAACUACACAGAGCUUGCCUGAGCCACCUUCCUUCAAUUGUCCAAUAUGCAUGGGCCCACUGAGCGAAGAAACUUCUACCAAGUGUGGUCACAUAUUCUGCAAGGUGUGCAUUGAAGCAGCAAUAAAAGUUCAGCACAAGUGCCCGACAUGUCGUCGUAAGCUUAAAGUGAAGGACACUAUCAGAAUCUACCUUAAUACCAACUAAUAAUGAAGCUAUAAAUCCCAUAACAGUAAAGCUUUAGGACUCGUUUUGGAGGAAAGUAAAGAACAAUGACACAGCAACAUUUAUGACAAAGGACAAUUUGUUUUCGUGACCUCAUUUAAUUUACAAAUUACCAGUGGAUCUUCUUGGUGUUGGCCAAGGACUUCUACAACUUAAUAGGUUAGCUUGCUUAUGUUUUGUCUAUACUUAAAAUGCAUAGGGUUGUUCUAAUUGUGGAUUUCUGAUUUCUCAAAUGAUUCGUAAACAAAAACAUUGUUGGUACUUGAAAAGUUUUCCUUGUGAUGUAUUCGUUGUUUGUAGCAUUUGUUUUGAAGGAUUAUGGUUAAUUAAAUUUGUUGAUAUAAAAGCCAGUUUCUGCUCCCAAUUGGGUUAUUAAUGUAAUAUGAUUCUAUCUAAUGUUUUUCUUA
Molecule: messenger RNA, 1517 nt
Organism: Ziziphus jujuba (common jujube)
Lineage: Eukaryota; Viridiplantae; Streptophyta; Magnoliopsida; Rosales; Rhamnaceae
Exons: 6
Coding region: 409-1092 (227 amino acids)
Source: RefSeq, a predicted model, not a curated record